This is a messenger RNA of Saxophila tyrrhenica, 1440 nucleotides long. RefSeq lists its product as uncharacterized. The coding region runs from base 1 to 1440 and encodes 479 amino acids. The transcript is spliced from 6 exons. Lineage: Eukaryota; Fungi; Ascomycota; Dothideomycetes; Mycosphaerellales; Extremaceae. The record is from RefSeq and is a predicted model, not a curated record.
AUGGAUCCCACUGCACAGAAGAAGAUACCACCGAGCGAGCUUGGAACGCUGGAUCGUCUUCCAAAUGAGCUUCGCGACGUUGUCUACAGCUACCUUCUCAAGGGCGAAAACGUCAAGGAAUCAUCCCACUACGACCGCUGGGUCGAGGACCGUGCUGCGAUCCACUUGGUACCCACUCGACGGCAAAGUACCGCCCAUACUUACCAAUUUCACACGAACAUUCUUUUGGCGAGCAAGAGUAUUCGUGAAGAAGCUAAAUUACAGCUCCGCUCGAGCGAUUUUAUCUUCUUCUCCUUCCAAUGGCCCAACCCUUGGUCCUCCCCCGGCGAAAUCAUACACACUCACAACGUACCGGUUGUCUCCGAGAGCCAGGCCGGCAUCGAUCGAUUUGCUGGUCUGGGCCAUGAUCCGAUCCAUCUUUACUUACGCUUUCCGACCUACCCAGACAGCUUCCCAGCGCAAGGCAUCCUGAUCCUGCCAAUGGAUCUCAGGCUCUUGCUGCAUGCUCUUCCUGACAGCUCCGCUCUUGCACUCAUAGCUGACACUAAACUUUUGAGUGGAAUCGGAGACAGCAAACUAAGAGCAUAUACCGGUUACGAGAAGAACCGGAGAUUUGAACUAUCGAUCCAGCCUCAUCGUGUACUCGGAGCUCCUAGCAUUGGCAACCGAAUCGAAAGGAUCAUGAAGCCGUUUCUCUAUCCCGUCAUUCCGGCACUGAAGGUGUCUCUUAAUGUUCACGCAGCAGACAGGCUCGAAACUUCGCUCGGAGACCUGGCACUAUCGGUAUCCGCAUCGUUCAAGGAGAAGGAGGAGCAGCGCCCAUUUAUGCCGCCGGGUCUACUUUCGCACAUUCAAUCUGAAGCCGGACCAGAGCGCCUUUGGAUUAAAUCGUGGGCAUUUGACACUCUCGACCGAACCAGAGCCAUGCUACGCCUUGCAAACGCAUUGAUUCUGGAAGACGACUACCCAAGAGCCAUCUUGGCCAUCCAGUCCGUAUUGCACAACGCACGCUUCGGCAUAAUAUUGAGUGGUCCCGAGGACAUCUACGUUUCGGAUUCUGCGGUCCCGCUGGUACUAUUGUGGGAUGUUCUGAUCAGGGCUGCUUCAGUGAUGACGAACCUGCUGCUUAGAGUGGAACGUUUCGACAGGGCCAACGAUUCGUGCAAGCGGCCAUUCACGGUCAUCGUAAAAUUUGUAGAUACCACGGUCACAAGUGGACUCUCCAAGGAGAUCAAGAAAAUCACGACCAGCGAGAGCCGCCAACAGGGCCAAGCUUCCUCGAUCAUCAUCUUCACGCAUUCAACCUCGCCAUGCUGGAGCAAUAUUGACACCAUCUUGGAUCAAGCAAGCACAAGUGCUCUCCCGGCUCGUACGAUUGACUUUUACACCCCAGGCCACAUCUUCCCACCCAAAAUGCACGGCUGGGAGAUCCUCGAUUAA